Messenger RNA from Pisolithus orientalis, 255 nucleotides. RefSeq lists its product as uncharacterized. The record is from RefSeq and is a predicted model, not a curated record. The transcript has a single exon. NCBI's taxonomy places the organism in Eukaryota, Fungi, Basidiomycota, Agaricomycetes, Boletales, Pisolithaceae. The annotation marks the transcript as partial.
AAACCAGAGUCUGGAUUCUGCUAUUUACUCGGACACUUACGCCAUCAUGGGAUUCGAGUCCAACAAAAACGAAUAUGGCAGUCAUUGUCUCGCGUUGAUAGACUAGGUCAGCGGUUACGUGAACAUCGUGUUAUAAAACGCAGGGUGUAUCGUGUCAAGAGGUCAAAUGCGCUCUGGCACAUUGACGGACACCACAAACUCAUCCGAUGGGGAUUUGUGGUCCAUGGAAUUAUUGAUGGUUACUGUCGAACGGUG